This is a messenger RNA of Amborella trichopoda, 1813 nucleotides long. RefSeq lists its product as uncharacterized. Gene Ontology annotation, cellular component: cell periphery. Lineage: Eukaryota; Viridiplantae; Streptophyta; Magnoliopsida; Amborellales; Amborellaceae. The record is from RefSeq and is a predicted model, not a curated record.
CUCUCUCUCUCUCUCUCUCUAGGGAAUGGCAUUGGCAUCAGGAUUGCGUUUCUCUCUCUUGGUUCUCCUGGUGUCUACUGGUGCAGCUGCUGAAGCACUUGGAUAUGGCAACGAGAGAAGAAAAACAAUGGGCCAUGAGGAACCCAAUCCACCAGAUUACACAACACUGGCCCACGAGGAACCCAAUCCACCAGAUUAUGCGAAAAUGGCCAAUGAACCCAGUCCACCAGAUUACAUGACACUGGCCCAUGAGGAACCCAAUCCACCAGAUUAUGCAAAAAUGGCCAAUGAUCCCAGUCCAGCAGAUUACACAACACUGGCCCAUGAGGAACCCAACUCCCCAGAUUACAAAACACUGGCCAGUGAACCCAUUCCACCAGAUUAUGCACUAAUGGCCCUUGAACCCAGUCCAGCAGAUUACACAAAACUGGCCCAUGAGGAACCCAGUCCAGCAGAUUACACAAAACUGGCCCAUGAGGAACAAAAUCCACCAGAUUACACAACACUGGCCCACGAGGAACCCAAUCCAGAUUAUGCGAAAAUGGCCAUUGAACCCAGUCCACCAGAUUACACGACACUGGCCCAUGAGGAACCCAAUCCCCCAGAUUACAAAACACUGGCCAGUGAACCCAUUCCACCAGAUUAUGCAAGAAUGGCCCUUGAACCCAGUCCAGCAGAUUACACAAAACUGGCCCAUGAGGAACCCAGUCCAGUAGAUUACACAAAACUGGCCCAUGAGGAACCCAAUCCACCAGAUUACACAACACUGGCCCACGAGGAACCCAAUCCACCAGAUUAUGCAAAAAUGGCCAAUGAACCCAGUCCAGCAGAUUACACGACACUGGCCCAUGAGGAACCCAAUCCCCCAGAUUACAAAACACUGGCCAGUGAACCCAUUCCACCAGAUUAUGUAAAAAUGGCCCAUGAACCCAGUCCAGAAGAUUGCACAAACCUGACCCAUAAACCCGGGCCAGUUUGUGCACAAAUGGCCCAUGAACCCACGCCAGUUUAUGCAAAAGAGGUCCAUGAACCCGCGCCACCACCUUAUACAAAAAUGGCCCAUGAACCCGUGCCACCACGUUAUGCACAAAUGGCCCAUGUAGUGCCACCAUUUUCCCGGAAAAGCACGCAAACUUACAGUGACGAUCCCGCCAUUACGCUCAGCCCACCACCACCACCAAAGGAGAGCGAGAAGCCCUAUGGGGACAUGUCAAAAGGUGGAAUUGACUCCAUUGGAGUCCAAGGGAUAGUCUAUUGUAGAUCGACCUCUGGCCUCACUCCUCUUUCAGGUGUGAUGGUGAGGGUCUCAUGCGUGGCCACGGACCCCACCAGGCUCGAGAGGGCUCCAUUCUCAGUGCGAAGCUGCAAAACUGAUAAGAAUGGCUACUUCUUGGCAACCAUGAAGCUCUCAGAAAUGAAAGGGCUCGGUUUUAAGGAAUGCAAGGCCUUCCUCAAGUCUUCUCCUCUAAACCACUGUGAUAACCCGUCAAAUGAGAACAUGGGAUUGACCGGUGCACUCUUUCGCAGUGCUCGCACCAUAGCAGGGAAGACGAAGAUGAAAUUGUUUACAGUGGGACCUUUCUUCUACACCUCAAAGCCAGGUUCUGAGAAGAAUAUGUAUUGAGACUCUUUUUUAGGAGAUUAACAGAGAAAGAAAAGGAUAAAAGGAAUUGUUAUGUUAAUCUAGUUUUUAUUGACUCAGGGAGAUUAACAGAGAAAGAAAAGGAUAACAGGAUUUGUUAUGUUAAUCUAAUUUUUAUUGAAUAUUUUCUUAGUGUUAUGCUUGAUAAAAUGACAACUCUUGCAUUGGCGA